Messenger RNA from Macadamia integrifolia, 1351 nucleotides. Its product is annotated as 2-oxoglutarate-dependent dioxygenase 21, chloroplastic. The record is from RefSeq and is a predicted model, not a curated record. The transcript is spliced from 3 exons. Lineage: Eukaryota; Viridiplantae; Streptophyta; Magnoliopsida; Proteales; Proteaceae. The coding region runs from base 326 to 1351 and encodes 341 amino acids.
AGCUUUGUUUACUAUUCACACCUCUUAGCCGUUGAAAACUUCUACUUUUGGUAUCUGUUAUGGCCACAAGGCCCACAACGUCAUAUUUUGCAUGCUCUCUUUGGACUGGCACAGCCUUCAUUCUCCAGAUACCAAUUAGAAGCAAUUGAUAGCAAUCCACAAUCACCUGGUUCUGUCUCCCAUAAAAAAAGCAUCAGAGACUAGAUAUCUUCAAUUCAUAUAUAUAUAUAUAUAUAUAUAUAUAGCUCUCUCUGGUUAAACUCCCUCAACCCUCAACCCUCAACCCUCUACCCUCUUCUUCUAUCUUCAUUAUCUAAGCUCAGUCAUGGAAGAUUAUGAAAAAGGAAAGAAAGCCCAAGAGAUCAUAGCUGAAGUACCCAUCAUAGACCUUGCUGGUUUGAACCAGAGUCCUCACCAAAGGUCCUGUAUCAUUCAACAAAUCAGGAAGGCUUGUCUGGAAAUGGGUUUCUUUCAAAUUAUCAAUCAUGGGAUAAGCCAAUCGAUUAUUGAAGGAACCCUGACGUCGGCGUCGGAUUUCUUCAAUCUUCCGGCCGGUGAUAAAAACAAGUUCAUGUCAAGAGAUGUUCACAAGCCGGUGAGAUAUUCAACAACUGUUACUAGCCUGACGGACGGCGUAGAUAGUAACAGAGUACAGUUCUGUAGGGUCCUCCUCAAACACUAUGCUCAUCCUCUUGACAAAUGGGUCAGCUCUUGGCCAGCCAAACCGCCUCAUUACAGGGAGAAAAUGGGGAGAUACUGUGUGGAAGUACAGAGAGUAGCAACGGAAGUAAUGGGGGCCAUCACAGAGAGCCUAGGCUUGGGGCCAACAUACUUGAGUGAGAAAAUGAACCCAGGAGUGCAAGUCAUGGCCGUUAACUGCUAUCCACCUUGCCUCCCACAAUCAGAUAUUCCAGUACUGGGCCUUCCUCCUCAUUGUGACUACAGCUGCAUCACCAUCCUUCUCCAGAGUUGCCCAGGUCUCCAAAUCAUGGUCCCUCAUGAGGAAGAUGAUCAGUAUACCUCUACUUGGAAGCUGGUCCCUGAUGGAGUAGUUCAAGGAACUCUACAGGUUCAUGUAGGAGCUCAUCUUGAGGUCUUAAGCAAUGGCUUGUACAAGAGUGUGCUCCAUAGGGUUACCCUUAACUCUCAAAGGACUAGGUUCUCCCUUGGAAGCCUCCAUAGCCUGGCCAUGGAUGAGAAGAUGGAGUGUGCAGAAGAACUGGUUGAUGACCAAUUACGUCCUAGGAGAUACAAGGGAAGCAGCUUUAGAGAUUUUCUGGACUUCCUCUCUGCCAAUGACAUCGGUGAGGGGAAAAGCUUCAUUGAUACUCUUAGGAUCAAAGAUCAGUAA